Molecule: messenger RNA, 2775 nt
Organism: Brettanomyces bruxellensis
Lineage: Eukaryota; Fungi; Ascomycota; Pichiomycetes; Pichiales; Pichiaceae
Exons: 1
Coding region: 1-2775 (924 amino acids)
Biological process (GO): positive regulation of transcription by RNA polymerase II; DNA-templated transcription
Cellular component (GO): nucleus
Molecular function (GO): DNA binding; DNA-binding transcription factor activity, RNA polymerase II-specific; zinc ion binding
Source: RefSeq, a predicted model, not a curated record
AUGACUGAAUUAUGCAAAUACGAUAAAGCAGCUUUAAGAAAAAAACAACGUACCGCCAGAAACAGUGGAACAUCUACAGGAUCACCCGCAUCAACAACUCAAAACUCAGUCCCUCUGGAUGGAUCCGUAUCCGUGGAACUUCAGGAGAUUAAAUCAAAGAUUACACAGUUGGGAGAUUUACUUGCUAGCAAAAUAAGCAGAAAGGCACCUAGUGUAAACUACAACUUGACACCAGAUCGUGCUGAUGGGAAUUCCACUAUUGCAGAUCAACAGGGGAGGGUUGACAUGACUUCAUAUCCGCAAAACAUUCCCCAAUAUGGAAUACCUCCGAGCGUAGGAUCACCUAUCAUUGGAAAUUACGGAGUAGUCAAUAAUUCACUGGGUGGAGCGCAACAGUUUCCCAAUCCGGUGUAUACUAACAGAGAGCAUUCAGCUUUUGAUCCAGUUGUGAAAUACUCGUCGGAAAGAAACCGGGAGUUGUUUUUGGCUCAAUCUUUGGGCGUUAAUGCGGAUGAUGUAAUCGAUUUCUACGAGGGUUCGCCAACUAUGAUGAUGUGGUACUCUAGAGUGAAUAAUCAUGGUCCACUUUCCUGGGUUGCAAUAGUUCUUAAGGAUCCUUUCCUUGUACCGAUAAACAGGAUUGUCAUGGGUCAAAAAAAGACAAAUACUUUGAAACUUCCUGGCUGGAUUCGAACAAGGGCUGUUCCGACUUCGGAUAAAGAUGAGGAGUUUGCCAAACAGGUGAUGGAAAGGACUGGUAUUGCGGAAAUCAAGCCAUUUGGGCAGGAUGAUAAUAUUUACUCUCGAGCUUCUGGGAAAUACAGUGAUGUGAGGUUUAAGGAGGAGCACAGAAAGAAAGCCCCAAAGAAGAGGAAAGGCAAAGAAUUUGCUGCUCACGAGUCAAAGGGUAAACUGUGCUGCCUAAAGGAGCAAAUAUUAAAUGCGUUACCUUCAAGAAAAGUCACAUGGAUGCUUUUCGAUCGAUUUUUCAGGUACGUUUAUCCAUUUUGGCCGUAUCUUGACGAGAAUUUGUUUACCGCAGAAGUUGAAGAGAUUAUUGGGAAGCGAGCUUUUGACGAGUUGAAGGUUACUCAUCUCAACAUAAAAAAGAAACUCGACUUUGCGACAUUGGGGUCUCUUCUUUUGGUUUUGGAGCUCGGAUCGCUCUCAUUAACUCAUAACUGCGAGAAGACACCAGACUUUCCAAUGCUAAGCCCACAGGAGGUUUACCUUCGAAGCCAUCCUAUUAAUUCGAACCUUGCAGAAAUUGCACAGAUAUGCAUUGAUCAAUUUCACCUUCUAAGCAGAUGUGCACUAAGUCUUUUCCAAUGCCUAUUACUGAUGAAGGUUUACCAGUGUACUACAGGAUCAGAUGGAUUUAAUGAUGGUCGGCAACAGAUAUUUCUAUCCUUAAUUAUCCAAGUGGGAAUAUCCAUCGGUUUGAACAGGGAUCCAGAGAAAUUUACCACAGUUGGCGAUUCAGAUCGUACUACCGGCAUCAUAAGAAAAAUUUGGUAUUCCCUAGAGAGCUACUCUACAAUCCAAAGCACAACACUGGGCUGUCCCAACCAAAUAGAUCCAAAUCUUUAUGAUACAAAGCUUCCUGUCUUUAUGAAGAACACUGCAAAUAUUAACAACCUAGCAAUCGAAGAGGAAACUGUGACAGGGUUGAUCAUGGAGCACAAGUUGACCCAAAUAUUGAACAGUUUACUGAGCUUGGUGUUGAACCUGAAAAGUCCUCCUCGUGUUGGCCAAGUAUUGAGCAAAUUAGAGGAAGUUUCAGAUUAUAUCAGAGAGAGAUGGUCAUCGUUGGCUAAUCUUUUAACACCAACAGAUGGUGAUCAUACGAGAAACUUGCGGAAAGUGAGGUCUGUUCUUUGCUAUAUCGAAUCGGCAUCAACAAUUCAUCCGAUUUACUAUCACAUGCUGCUUCUUUACGGCAAGAAGAAGAAUGCACAUGCAUGCUUUCGCAUUGCAAAAAAACUACUUUCGUAUUCGAUGGAGGUAGUGGCGCAUUUUGUUGACUUAAUGCGUCAUGGUUACAGAUUCUUCGGGCCAGGAUUCGAUUUUUUUCUCAAUUCAUUCCUUGAGGUGGCUAUUCAAAGAUGCCUUCAAAUCCAAAUUUCCCUUUAUGUGCGGUCGUGCUGCCUAAAGAAGAAACUCGAAGAAGAAGGUACACCGGAAAACUCCUCACUUAUGAGAAAAAUCGAGGAGUUCAAGAAUGGAUUGAUGAAACGGAACUUCGCAAACUUUCUUAACGGACUAAAACCAGUUGCCAAUCGUUCGUUCUUUGCCUGGCUUUUAAUGAGGGCACCAUCAUUCAUAUUUAAGCUUCUUCAGAAUGGGAAAAUCAAGUUUCCAAGGACGGAGUACAACUUUCUGGUAGAUCUAACGGAGGAAGAAAUAUCCGAUUUGUAUUCAUGUGCUAAUCCUGACAGAUACAAAAAUGAAUACUCCUCUUCAGGUCAAAGUACUGGUAACACCUCUUAUCCAGAUAGUGACCCAUCAUCAACUGAAAUAGACAAUUUCUGGAAGAAUGUCGUUAACCAGGGUAAUGCGAAGCAUAAAGAUCCACUGGAACACGUUGAGACUUCCAAUAAUCUUGAAAGUUUGAAUUGGAAGUAUAUGAACGAGUUUAAUGCUGAUCCGUUAGAGCUAGGUAUACUCGGUGACAUGGGCUUUGGAGAGAGUUCAGGUAGUAUGGAGUCUAGCACGAGUAAUAAUGAUACAGGAAUUCCGGACAAUCAAUUUACUCCCCAAUGGAACCAGAGCUGA